AUGGAGAACACCGAGUUUAUUAUUGGACAACUAGGGCUCGUUGGCUGGCAGUCAUGUUCGCUUUCAGGCUUCAUCGCGAUGUCACCCUCUCGAGUUGUGGUUUUUACCCCGACUUCGGCCAGAGUGCCGUGUAUCCAUUGCCGGCAGAGCCAAACUCUCCUUCGCCAUUAUGUCUGGGCGGAACAUGUGUCCUUAUGGCUUCUCUACAACGCCCUCCAGAGACCGGACGAUCUCAUCCUGGCAAAUGUAGGACUUACUGAAAUUCAGCUGAUAGUGCAGUGGCCGGCCUACGAAGCCCAGCGCCUCGUUUCAGUAAACCUCCCCGUAUCGCGCUGGACGCUCGCGACGUGCAUUGCAAAUCAUUACAAGCAGUUCUUCGAGGAUACUACGAAGAAGGAGCUCGCGGGCCCGUUUGCAACGGGGAGGGAGUGA
Molecule: messenger RNA, 432 nt
Organism: Sparassis crispa
Lineage: Eukaryota; Fungi; Basidiomycota; Agaricomycetes; Polyporales; Sparassidaceae
Exons: 4
Coding region: 1-432 (143 amino acids)
Source: RefSeq, a predicted model, not a curated record